CAGACAAAGAUUUGAGACGUGACACACCUCGCAAAUGAGAAUCUAGAUUGCCCGGAUUCAGUCUUCCCAAAGGUGGCAGCUACCAUGACAGACUUGAUCUCGACCACGCUCACCACCCUCGAGGCCGCCACAGAUCACUACAAUGUUGUCAAAGAUGACAAGGGUCUCCGGGAGGCUUUCCAUGAGGCGGGUCGAGGGCUGCUCCUCGUCUGGCAGGCUCUCCAAACUGCCAAGACUCAACUGGGCGGACGCAACGCAGCCGAAUAUCCCCAAAACGCCCUGGACUCACUGAAGGCGUGCAACACCAACGCAAAGCUGUCCAAGACUAUACUCAACGCCGUCGCCCAAGCACCGGAGAAUUCGAGGUUCGAGGGUUACAAAGAGGCCGUGAUACAAGAGGGCAAGGGAAGAACGACAGAGGUCUUGAUGAUUGGGAUGAUGAAUUAUGUAUGUACCUUGGUCGAGGACUGUGCGAUCGGAGCAGAAAUGGAAGACCAAGUCAACGGGUUACGCAGUGCCAUCGACAAGCUAUCAAAGAUGGAGCCGUCCGUGCCGAAUGAGAAGUUGGGCGGCUCUUUUACGCACUUUGGCUCUGGCGACCAACUCAACGCUCCCGGCGGCACCGUGAACAAGAGCACAGGCGAGGGUAAGCACUUCCCUGGAGCUAGUUUCUUUGGUCCAGUGCAUUUUGACAACAAUCCGAGCUAAGAAGGACUACUACCAUAAGGCAAUAUAAUAUAC
Molecule: messenger RNA, 741 nt
Organism: Ilyonectria robusta
Lineage: Eukaryota; Fungi; Ascomycota; Sordariomycetes; Hypocreales; Nectriaceae
Exons: 1
Coding region: 85-708 (207 amino acids)
Source: RefSeq, a predicted model, not a curated record